AUGAAAGCUUCAUCAAAGCCAAUAUCAAGUCCGAGCACGGCGGAGCAAUUCCUACCGCCCCUAAUCACAUUCUUGAAGAGUAGAAACAGGGGAAGAUCACGUCCUACCCCAAUGUUUGCAUCAACAGUGACCGAACCUAUUCAGGACCCUUCUUCUCCAGAAGUCACCUGCAUUGGCCAGGUCAGAGCCAGCAGCUCCGCCGAACCCAAUGUCGAGAAACCCGGCGGCGCCUCCCCUAGCCGCCGCCGCUGCUGGUUGCUCAAGAAAGUCCUUUUUUGUGGGCAAUCACCGUUAAGAUUCCGCUGCCGGAAAAGAAGCAGUUUGUGCAAGUGGGGUUCGUUUUUAAGGUUUGGUUGUUUCAAGAAAGUCGACACAGCAGAGGAUUCUUUCAGGGUUUGUUCUAAUCAGACAAGUGCAAAGACACAAAAUGUUGGUGGUGGUAGCGACAGAAACAGCCGAAGUAGGGUUGAUGAAUCUUCUUCUCCACUAAAAAUUGUUUCAAUCUUGACAAGAUGUAAAUCUACCCCUCACAGAUCUCUGUCAUUGAGAGGCAGAUUUUGGGGUUUAGUCAAACUGAAAAUGAGAAAAAAUCCGGAAAACUGCAAAAGCCCGGCUGUGAAAAUGCAGUGGAAGAGUCGAGAACGAGCCAAGAAAGUAGUCAAGAAUUGA
Messenger RNA from Sesamum indicum (sesame), 669 nucleotides. RefSeq lists its product as uncharacterized. Lineage: Eukaryota; Viridiplantae; Streptophyta; Magnoliopsida; Lamiales; Pedaliaceae. The record is from RefSeq and is a predicted model, not a curated record.